AUGGUAGACCUCACCAUUGAGCCCCAACACUUGUGCUUCUUGUUCUUCAUCUUCCUCAUCUCAACCCUCCUCUGCUUAUGCCUAUCCUUUCACAGAAAACCCAGAAACCAAUUCAAGCUACCACCAAGCCCUCCAUCUCUACCCAUCAUUGGUCAUCUCCAUCUCAUUGGUUCUAUAUUACAUCAAUCCUUACAGAGUCUUUCCAACAAACAUGGCCCUCUCAUCAGCCUACAUCUCGGGGCCUCUCAUUGUCUAGUUGCAUCUUCAUCCUCUAUAGCUAAAGAAAUCUUCAAGACCCAUGACUUGAUCUUCGCCUUGCGCCCUAAAUUCGCCUUCGAAGAACAGACCAGUUUAUACCAUGGUUGUAGCUUCCUCAUGGCCCCAUAUGGUCCAUAUUGGCGUUUCAUGAAGAAGCUCUGCAUGACAAAGCUCCUUGGUGAACAGCAACUCAAGAGGUUUGUUUGUGUAAAACAAGAGGAGAUUCGACGAUUCUUGAAGAGAUUACUUAAGAGUUAUCAAGAUGGAAAGCCUGUGGAUAUGGGUGUGGAGUUGAGGGUUUUGACAAAUAACAUCAUUUGCAGGAUGGCAAUGAGCACAAGAAGUGCAGAGAGCAUUAAUGAAGCUGAGGAGUGCAGAGAAUUGGUUCAUGAGAUUAGUGCUGUGGGAGCAAAGAUGUGUUUAGGGGAGGUGUUGGGUCCUUUUGGGAAAUUGGAUUGGUUUGGAUAUCAGAGGAAGAUGAAGGAGGCUAUUAAGAGGUUUGAUGACUUGAUGGAGAGGAUCUUGCAAGAACAUCAGAGGAGACCACACAAGAACAAGAACAAUAAUGAUCAAGAUGGUGAAAGGGAAAAUAAGGAUUUAAUGGAUAUUCUGUUGGAGAUCUCUCAAGAUGAAAAGGCUGAGGUGAAGUUGACUCAAACUGGAAUCAAAUCUUUCUUCCUUGAGACUUUCAGUGGAGGCACCGAUACCUCAGCCAAAGCCAUGCAAUGGGCACUAGCAUUACUAAUUAACCAUCCUGGUGAAUUCAAGAAAGUGAGAGACGAGAUAGAGUUGAUGGUUGGCAAAACCAGACUAGUUGAAGAAUCUGACAUUCACAAACUCCCUUACUUGCAAGCAAUCAUAAAGGAAACUCUAAGACUAUAUCCUACAUUCCCUGUUGUGAGCAGAGAAUGCACUCAAGAUUGCAAAAUUGGAGGCUAUGAUGUGUUGAAGAAGACUAGGGUACUAGUCAACCUAUACACCAUCAUGAGGGACCCUAACUCAUGGGAGGAACCAAAUGAGUUUAGACCACAGAGAUUCUUUGUUAACUCCAAAGAGAGUAUCCAAAACCAGAUGAAGAACAACAAAUUCAUCCCCUUUGGUGGUGGAAGGAGAAGUUGUCCUGGUUCAUCCCAUGCCUUGACUGUUAUGUACAUUACAAUCGCAUCUAUGGUCCAAUGCUUCGAUUGGAAGAUCCAUGGAGAGAAUGGUGCAACUAGUAUUCCUGCCAACAUGGAACAUGGCUCAGAACUUACUCUAGGUAUGGCACACCCAUUGGUUUGCCUUCCUAUACCCCAACUAUGCCCAUUUAUUGCUUUCUCGUAA
Messenger RNA from Telopea speciosissima, 1581 nucleotides. RefSeq names its product cytochrome P450 93A3-like. Bases 1 to 1581 code for a protein of 526 amino acids. Gene Ontology annotation, cellular component: membrane. Gene Ontology annotation, molecular function: oxidoreductase activity, acting on paired donors, with incorporation or reduction of molecular oxygen, NAD(P)H as one donor, and incorporation of one atom of oxygen; heme binding; iron ion binding. NCBI's taxonomy places the organism in Eukaryota, Viridiplantae, Streptophyta, Magnoliopsida, Proteales, Proteaceae. The record is from RefSeq and is a predicted model, not a curated record. The transcript has 2 exons.